Humulus lupulus (European hop) is the source of this 1210-nucleotide messenger RNA. RefSeq lists its product as uncharacterized. Lineage: Eukaryota; Viridiplantae; Streptophyta; Magnoliopsida; Rosales; Cannabaceae. Bases 75 to 908 code for a protein of 277 amino acids. The transcript is spliced from 7 exons. Gene Ontology annotation, cellular component: chloroplast. The record is from RefSeq and is a predicted model, not a curated record.
AUAUAUUUAUUAUUUAAAAAAAGGAAAAAAAACUUCACUCGGAUAGCUUGAAUAAUAAUAAAAAAAAACCAUCAAUGACGAAUAUGGUAGUACAACUACAAGCUGGACACCGCCUUAGCUGGAGACCCGCCUUCUCAACCUUCCCUCCAAAUUCAAAACCUCCAAAUUCAAAAGCAACUCUACUCUUCUUCUCCCCCAAACUCCAACACCACCACCAUCAUCAUCUUCAACCUCCCGCCAAAAUUUAUCGCAGAGACCUAGCUUCCCUCUCAUUUCUCGCUCUUCUUCCUUCUCUCUGUACACCCGCUCCUGCCACCGCUUUCUCAAUCGGCAUUUCAGGACCAAAGGAUUGGUUGAAGGAUCAAAAGAAGAAGUCCUCUAAGUUUCUAUUAGCCCCAAUCGAUGCCUCGCGAGAGAGUCUUCGUUCCGCUUAUCUCUUACUCAAGGCUAGGGAUUCCAAUUAUUCAGAUAAGGAUAUGGAGGAAAUCCAGAGUCUGUUGAGAUCUGCUGCAAGAGAUUGCGUUAUAGAAGAGAGGAAUUCGUUUGUUGCGUUUCAAGCCAAUACAGGAGUCGAGGUUUGCACAUUCCGUUUGAUAGUGAAGAAUGCAGCCUCAUUGUUGGGAGAUAAGGAUCCUCUUAAGCUGGAGGCCGAGGCUAUAUUGACUGAUCUUAUAAGGCAUUGCGACGCUAAAGGGUACACUAAAGGGAAGGUGUUGCGACACUUAAGCUCUGUAAUGCCCAAAGUGAUUUCAGCUCCUAAAAUAUCUUUCACUUCUCUACAAACUGUGGCAAAUGAAGCAGAUAUUCAACUUCCGCCUGAAAGACAGAGGAUAGCAGAUUCACUUACGAAUGCUAUCUCUUUCCUCGACAAAUUUGAACAGGGAAUUAAAGACUGCCUCGAAAUUUGACGCAUGUUGUGGAUAUCAUGCUCGAAAUUCAGAUGAUGCACUGUUUUGUUUGAUGUAAUUAGUUUUUUCCCACUCUCUUUUGUUUUAUUUACCAUUGCUUUCCUUAUUUUUCACCAUUUCUUGACAAUGGCUAAACUUCUUAAUUUGGUACUGUUAUUGAGAACUGAAGAAGCGCCAAAGUGGUGGAUGUUUCAUUGCUUGGUAUUUCCUGUUACUCAUUGAAUUCGAAAAUGUGUCUUUUUGUUAUUCAAUAUUGGAUGGGGAGCAGUGAAUUAGAAACACAGCUAAACUUUUGAAUUUCA